Portunus trituberculatus (swimming crab) is the source of this 3798-nucleotide messenger RNA. RefSeq lists its product as uncharacterized. Gene Ontology annotation, cellular component: membrane. The coding region runs from base 1646 to 2302 and encodes 218 amino acids. The record is from RefSeq and is a predicted model, not a curated record. Gene Ontology annotation, molecular function: copper ion transmembrane transporter activity. The transcript has 7 exons. NCBI's taxonomy places the organism in Eukaryota, Metazoa, Arthropoda, Malacostraca, Decapoda, Portunidae. Gene Ontology annotation, biological process: copper ion transmembrane transport.
UGUAUCUUAUCAUUAUGUAAUUUUAUUAUAUUUAUUUUGCAGCAUAAUUUCCCGUGAUAUGUUUUGGCGUCUUAUUUAAUUAAUGAACAACGAACGCUUCUGUGUAGAUCAUAAUAUGGAUUAAACAAUAAUAUACCAUGAAUGAGAGGACAUACGUGAUGUUAUGGGACCAUGCAGCAUUCCGAAACACCUGCGCCGCCUCUCCACAACAUUCUUAAGACUAGUUGAAGUUUUUAAUGGUGUUUUUAGUGUUCUAGUGACAAAUUGACAAAAUGUGUAUAGUCUACAUUACUGAUAGGAGAAACACUGUUGAAAACCUGCCUUUGAAAACAGUGGUGAUGAGAGAGCAGGGGGUUUCAGAAUGGGGAUCUAUAUGGCUUAUCUGAGAAUGAUUCCCGAGGCGGAGGGAGGCUGUGUUGUGAGCGUGGGGAGAAGAGUGAUAAGCUUGAUUGUUAGGCUGCUGGAGAACAUAGAAACCAGUGAGACGAAUUAGUUAAGAAUGCAAACAAUAAAAUCAAGUAUAAUUGUGUUAAAUCAGACAGAAACGCAGAAAAUAAGGAAUACAAUAAUACGAAUAAAUCAUCUCGAUCUCACCGCUCAGCGUAAAUAUUUUUUCACCACCACUUCCAUCACCACCGCCGCCGCGUCCGCCACCACCAUAUUUACCGCUGCGGUUGCUGUUAAGAAUCACUGCGUCAUUCCUCGCAAUGUUCUGUUUUUCCCUUGACUCGCAUUAGUAUGAUUGCAGACUCCAUUGUUGCCUCAUGGCCGCGAUUGUUGUUUCCUUUCAUUUGUCGAGACCUUUCGCUCGUCCACAUACCAAACUUCACACGCAUCUAUACAUGUCUUUAUUUACCGUAAAUUUGACUAGAUCUGUCACUCUACAUGUAAACUCCACAUUAUUCCAUCUAUCUCUAUUUCCAAAGCUCGAUCUACAUAGUUGGGUUUACUACUACUACUACUACUACUGCUGCUGCUGCAGUGUUUUUUUCUGCUUAGUAUGGAUGCUGCAAUUUCCGCACCAGUCCGUGUCUUAUAGUGCCUGAGGCGGGGGUGGUACACGUUUACUAGCAGCAGCAGUCGCCUUCCUCUUUUCCCGCCUCUCCCACCACAUAUUCUCUCUAAGGCCAGGCUGCGGGUGGCGGUGUCCAUGUAGCUGCCUUGUACAGUGCAACACCCAUGGGAGGGCGAACACAGCCACGCAUCCCUCGAAGCAGGUGCUUUGUGAGUGCGCGCUCAGUUUGUCAGUAGUACUCCCUCAGUCCGUUCUCUCUGUUGUUCUGAGCAGUCAGCUUCCAGCCAGCCAGGUUAUCACUAGGGACGCACAGGUGAUUCAAGAACCUCUGGGACGAGUUAGACAGGUAUGCAGGAGUGAUGACGGGUCGCAGGCGGAGUGGAAGUUGUUUUGUUCUAGUUGAGUGAUGGAGGUGGUGGUCUCCUUGGGUGGCGUGUGUCCCCCCACCCUCGUCUUCCUGCUUGAUGGUCCCAUCCCCACGUGUGUUGCUAUGCUGGCUGCUGAGUCCUGACCAGUGACCCGUGCUCGCUCCCAGGGAGGAAGAGAACGAGCUGGUGACUGAGUGAGCUGCCCCGCCCCGCGCCCCUCCCUGCCACAGCCCCCUCACCUGCAGAGCGUCGCGGGACAGCCAUGGACCUCCACGACCACGACUAUUACGACGCGGCGCACCAUGAAGGCCCGUCAGGUGUUGCCGCGGAGUACCCGAUGUCCUCUCUGCUGGAUGGUUUGCCUGCCACGCAACACAACCAGCUGCUGGAGAUGCUGCACGUUCCUCUGCUGCACGGCGGCGUGAAGGAGGCGUUUCUGCUGCCCUCCUUCACCACCUCCGACACGCCGUCCUUCGCCCUUGCCUGCUUCCUUCUCGCCAUCACCGCCUGCCUUCUUGAACUCCUUCGUCUGGUUGUAUGGUACCUCGAGGGACGGUACAUGUCAGACGGUAACAGUGGUGGUUCCUCCUGCGCUUGCAAACAAUGUACAACGCUACCGGUUCUCAGUAUUGGCGGCGAGAGGAAGAACUACAACACUAUUCAUAAUGUACAAGACGUGGACGCCACUUCGGAUGCCCUCCCUGCCGUCACCAAGCCUUCCUCGUCACGUCUGUACAGAUCCUUGGCUUUGGCGGGAGUGGGCGUGUUGCAGCUGCUCACCUACCUGGGCUCCACACUCCUUAUGCUCGUCGCCAUGACUAUGAACAUCUAUUUUAUCCUGUCCCUCGGGGUGGGCGCCUCUCUUGGGAAGCUCUCUGCCCUCUGUCUCAAGCGGCAUCUAAAGGAAACGCGGAAAUAACACAAGCUUCCUUUGACAAACUCGUCCUCGUCCUCGUCCUCCUCCUCGUUUACUUGUAAUUGAAUUGUAUAUUAUGAAAGGAUGUAACAGAGGCCUUCAAAUAAUAUAACAAAGGUGACAAACAAAUUUCCAGAGUUAGCAAUCACUGUUUCUUUAUGUAAGAAGGAAAAACUGGGCUAGGGCAACAAAAACGAGUGAAAAAAAAAAGAGAAAAAAAUUGGUCUAUUGAGAUGGUGGUCCCUGAACAUGGUCGUGAGGGUUAGCCAAAAGAACUGGAUGAAUGUCUUGAAACCUCCCCCUUAUUGUAUCCUUCUCUGUCUCAAAUGGCAUCUGAAGGAAUCGCAGAAAUAACAAAAGCUUUCUAUCACUUACUUGGCCUCCUCGUCCUCGUCCUCGUCCUUGUCCUCGUUUACUAGUACCCUUCUCUUACCACCACCUCCUCGUCCUCGUCCUCGUCCUUGUCCUCGUUUACUAGUACCCUUCUUUUACUGCCACUUCCUCGUCCUCGUCCUUGUCCUUAACUGGUACCCUUCUCUUACCAUCAGCUCCUCGUCCUUGUCCUCGUCCUUGUCCUCGUUUACUGGUACCCUUUUACUGCCACUUCCUCGUCCUCGUCCUUGUCCUUAACUGGUACCCUUCUUUUAGCACCUCCUCGUCCUCUUCAACCCACAAGCAUUUCCCACCACACCAUCAAGACAGUGAGUGAUCUACAGACCCAGUGACGUUGGUAUGAUGUGAUCGCAAGCGUGACAUCCAGUAAGCCUCGAAUAUCCACGUCUCCUAAGCCAGAUCAAGCCAGGCAUCCCAGUAAGGGUCAUACGAGGCCAUCCCACUCUGCACCCUCUCCUCCCUCGGCCCCGAUACAUGACAGCUCGUGACAUCACCCUCCUCUGAUACACAUCGCCACAGCUGCUUCCUGAUGUCUCGUGAGGGAAGGGAAGGAAAGGGAGGUGUUGGUGUCAGUCUGCCCUGCGCCUGACGGUAUGACUCUAUGUUAAGUAGUAGAGUACGUGUAGCUGUCUUCUCUGUCUCUUCCUGUCUCUUAAUUCCCUUCCGUCAAGAGUCUCCCGUGGCUCAGGAGCUCUUCACCGCCUCCUGCCAGACGCGGAAACACACACACACACACACACACACACACACACACACACACACACACACACACACACACACACACACACACACACACACACACACACACACACGGCUGUCAGAUCAAGUGCCUUAAAUCCCUUGACGUGGGGGAGAACACACACACACACACACACACACACACACACACACACACACACACACACACACACACACACACACACACACACACACGUAGACAGUGUAAGGGAGUGUGUAUCGUAUCGCCCUUAUUCCUAUAUAGAGACUAAUAUCCUUGUAUACUCCUGGUGCAUGUGUAUUGAGAGGUGUAGCUGUAUGUGUAACCACUGGCUUGUCUGUAUACAUGUAGAUCUUGCCGUUCCCUGAUAAUACAAUAUACUUUUCUC